GGAAGCACGCACGAUCCGUUGCAUAAUGUUUGCGCGUCUACCACCCUUCGUGUAGCUUACGCGCAAUAUUGUGGUGCGAUGCAACUAUUCGCUCGCACAUCGUACACCCGACGCAAUAUCAAUCAGUCUCGCUGCUGUUAACAGUAUCACACAAAACAUUAUACUAUACAUUUAUAGAGUAUUUGUUUUGAUUCGCGUCUUACUCGUCUACGAUCUUACAGCCGACUGUAUGAAAAAUAAUAAAUGUGCGAAUAUAUCAUUUGAUUAGGUUCGAAUACACGUAACAAUAAAUAAUCGAAUUACUAUCAUCUACAACGGCGACAUGUACGCGGACAUUAACGGAGAGUGUCUGUCCGCUAGGUGAUCUUGCUGAUCUGCAGUUAGGGUAUAAUGCCAUUUAUACCCGAACAACGUCGCAUAAGCUCGACCACCAAAGGUUGUGAAUGCAAAUUACAUUAAAUAUACGAGGUAGUUUGCGAAUUGUCACCCUUCUGCCAGGAAAUAGUGCGAAAAAAGGGGGAAAAUCUCGCAGCGCCAAUAAAUUAAAUAUUGAUUUAUUUUUUAUGCAAUGAACAGGUGCCGGGAAAGUUUCCACGUUAUGUACAUGUUAUAUAACAAUAUGUACAAGAUACAAAACUAAGAGAAGCAUUUCAAUGGAGAGAAACGUGGAAAUGUUUUGUUCUGACUAUGGUCAUUAUCAUAUUUAUACUUGGAGUACUUCGAGAUCCGUCAAAUGUGGGUCUAUCAAAAAAUAAUUGGCUUGAAUACAUUUAUUGCAUUCUAGGAUGCCUAUUUUUGUACAUAUUUUAUAUUGUAGAAUGUCGAUAUAGCGAGAUUGUAUGGGAUCUGGCAGAAACAGAUCUCAUGCCAAUCUCAGCAGUUUCUGAAUAUAUUGUACGACUUAAAAGAGCUGAGCCUCAUGUUUGGUGGCAAGCAUCUUGUUACCAUUUCGUAGAACAAAAGUCCCCGAGACGAAAUUCAAGACAAAUGACAAGGGUAAAUAUGCAAGUGACCCGAGUUUCAUUUGACCAUCGAAAUUUCGGUUACACAGAUAUAUCUGAUUAUCUUGUAUUUUGUCAAAAAAGUCCGUUGGUCAAAAUUGAAUUUAGCAAAGGAUUCGCUUUUGCUAGACCACGACACGCUGAAGAAUUUGAAAACAUUCGCGGUGAAUUCUUUUCGGCGCAUGAACCCGUAGACGAUCAUAUAGAAAAAAAAGAAGGUUUGGACCUGGCCGGCGUCGAGUUCGAAGACUAUAUAUGUGCUGGUCGAUUUCCACGGUUCAUAAAUACCACGACUUACUGGAUAUGUUCAUUCUUGUUAUUGUCGUGGCCCUACAGGGUUUAUGUCAAUUAUAAUACAUCGUACGCACAUUAUACGAUCACCAAGCUGUUCGGACACGUGCGCAUGAUACCCAGCUACUCGGAAGCGAUGCUGUUGGACCCGGCGCCGCCCGCGUACGUCAUCGACUGCCCGUCGUCGUUCGACGUGUACGAGACGCCACAGACGAUGACCGUAUUCCGCACGUGUUCGCCGGACUACGUGCCCGCCAACCUGGUCCGUUACAUCGAGUCCGGUCCGUACGCGUAUCCGCCCACGUACGAGGAAGCGCUCAGGUACCCACUGUUCGAGCUUUCCGUCGACGACCGGGGCAACAACAACGUGCAGCGCGCCUCCGGCCGGACCACCAACUCGACGGCAAUCACUUUCGAGACCAGCUUAUAAUGUUAUUUGAAAUGUUGCGCGACCGCGUCGUGUUCAUAUCGCGGUUAGGUUAAUAUUCAAUACCGAUGUCGAUUGGUGGUCGAUGACUUUUUUUUCCUCGACUUUUUCCUAUCUAAUUAUCAUUUAAACAAUCUCACCGGUAUUUUCACACUAUGCUCGAUGAUCAAAACGAUAGAACAGUUAUCAAUGCCAAAAUUGACUAUAGUAGUGCCUUGGAACGACAUGGUUGUGAAAUAAUUUUAUAAGGUUAAUAUCGAACACACACACACAUGAAUUUAAUCAGUCAUCUGCGUUGUAAUAAAUUAAGGUAAUAAUAAUAAACACACAUGAUAUUCCCCAGGGAAAGUUAGGUCGUGUUUUUGAAACUUCUACGAGAAACUUCUACGAGAACAAAUAAUAUUUUUUGUAUAAUAUACAUUCGUCGGAUAAGUAAGGGACUAUUAAUAGAAAAUAUAACCCAU
This is a messenger RNA of Sipha flava (yellow sugarcane aphid), 2183 nucleotides long. Its product is annotated as transmembrane protein 151B-like. Bases 688 to 1722 code for a protein of 344 amino acids. Lineage: Eukaryota; Metazoa; Arthropoda; Insecta; Hemiptera; Aphididae. The record is from RefSeq and is a predicted model, not a curated record. The transcript is spliced from 7 exons.